AAGGUAAGAUCAUCACCGAGUGAAUGCCCUAUAUCCAAAGUUCGUGUUUGGACAUCAGGUAAGUCCAGUCUUGUUUCAUACCAAGGAGUAAACAGUUUUCAAAUAACUCCACUACAAUGUCUCUUUUAAGACCGUCCAUCGCUCUCUUCAGUCGACGAGCAACUCUCUUGAGCGUCCGCCAGAAUCUGGCAGCAAGACCUAUCUCAUCGACUCCAGUUCAAUUCGCACAAGGUUACGGAGACGGAGAAGGGGACCCCAAAGGAGAGAAUCCUCAGCAUCAGGGGAGCUCCAACAACACGAAGCACAACGCGGAGCAUCCAGGCCCAGAGCCACCAAUUGAAGGACAAGGCACAGGAGCAGGGCCAACCAAAGGCGGCGCAGGCAAAUCGCCAGAAGAUGCCUCAGCACAAUCAGGAGGAGCGAGGUCCAAAGAUGCAAAGGAGACCGGAUCCAGCCCAACUGGAGGCUCGAUUGGCCCGGGUGGAGGCAAGGACAACAGCAAAAGUUCCCCGAAGAUACAGAGCAGGAGCGAACCCGGUGGUCGGAAUACUGAGAGCAAGCAAGCUGAGGUAUAGAAGCAUAAUAGGGAAUUUGAACAGGGACACGACGGAGGCAGCGGAAGACAAGGUUGACAAGAAGUUUUGGAGCGGUAGGUGUUGAUAAGAUGUCUUUGGAGAACUCAUCUGCCUUCAUAUCUGCUAAUUACGCUGCAGGGCACGGAGGAGAGGACAGUCAACUAUAGGUGUAAUCUACAUGAGGGCAGAAUCUAUUGUUUGAUCUAAAUCCUAAGGGAAUGAUUCCAUGUAUUAUUCGCUGUGUUCUCCUGAUUUGGGCUGCUCCUUCAUACCUUUUCUAUUUCCAGCUCUUGAUAUUGAUAGCAAAAACUAUUUUUCCC
Molecule: messenger RNA, 895 nt
Organism: Hyaloscypha bicolor E
Lineage: Eukaryota; Fungi; Ascomycota; Leotiomycetes; Helotiales; Hyaloscyphaceae
Exons: 1
Coding region: 117-575 (152 amino acids)
Source: RefSeq, a predicted model, not a curated record